This is a messenger RNA of Fonsecaea nubica, 630 nucleotides long. RefSeq lists its product as hypothetical. The transcript has 3 exons. The record is from RefSeq and is a predicted model, not a curated record. Bases 1 to 630 code for a protein of 209 amino acids. Lineage: Eukaryota; Fungi; Ascomycota; Eurotiomycetes; Chaetothyriales; Herpotrichiellaceae.
AUGUCUGACACAGGCCGCAAGCCCUUGACGGAUCAGGCCCAAGAGAAGCUCACGCCCGACUCUCAGAAGUCCACCUUGGACAAGGCUAAAGAGUCUGCCACGGGGACUGCCGACGACAUUGCAGGAAUGGUCCAACCAGGGGACAGCAAGUCGACCACCCAGAAGCUCUCCGAUGAGACUUCGGCCAAGUCCAGCUCUGCCCAAGACACUCUGUCCGGUGCUACAAAGAACAUCCAAGAGACUGCCUCCACGUUGGGCCAGCAGGUCAGCUCCACCGCCGGCGCUGCACAGGAGUCAGGCAAGGAAUACCUGCAACAGGCGCAGGACACUGCUUCGUCGGUCGGCCAGACAGCCAGCUCCAACGCUUCCGCCGCGCAGGAGUCCAGCAAGACGUAUCUGCAACAGGCCCAGGAGAUGACUGCCAAUGUUCUGAACAGCGCUAGCAAAGCUGCAUCAGGUAUACAUGCCUCCUCUCUCACCAAGACCUUACUUCAACAUGUCCGAGCUGACAAUAGUCCCAGAUCUUGCAAACAGCAUUUCUGGCGAGAAGAAAUAGAUGACAUUGUCUUGAUAGAGGCAGGUCUCGAUGUGCCGAUUGUGAGGGAUGCACAGAAGAUCAAUGGUGGGUAG